Molecule: messenger RNA, 1463 nt
Organism: Aspergillus ibericus CBS 121593
Lineage: Eukaryota; Fungi; Ascomycota; Eurotiomycetes; Eurotiales; Aspergillaceae
Exons: 2
Coding region: 31-1371 (446 amino acids)
Molecular function (GO): protein binding
Source: RefSeq, a predicted model, not a curated record
CUCAGGUGUCACGCAACGCCUUGGUUCCACAUGAAUCUCUUCGUAUUACCCCCUGAGACUUUAGAGGCGAUCUUGGCACAGGUCGCCUCCCGUGCCUCUCUUGCCAGCCUCGCGCGGGUCUGCCAGCAGCUUCGGCCGGUCGUCGAGCGCAUUUUGUACCAAUCGGUGUACUUGCGCAACCACGAUGGGGAAAAAUUUGCAUAUGCCCUGGACUGUCUGCCAGCUCGUGCGGAAUAUGUUCAAGAGCUUCUUGUCCACUACCACUUUGUUGGAGUUCCCGAUGAAGAGGAGUAUUACCCGUGUUAUGCGGAGAGCCUCGCCCCCACAAUCGGCCGCCUCGUAAAUUUGAGAUCGCUUGUCAUCAAGGGCCUUGAGUAUGAUACUGAGCGAGAAGAAGACGAUGAAUACCUGGGUGGGUAUGAGAGAGUCAUUGAAGAGACCAAGAAAUGGAACGAACUUUUUGCGCAGUCUGCGGUGCCAGGCUCACAAGUCCUUCAGUCCCUUACAAAAUGUCAGCUAAUCAUGGAUGACCUUUCGCGCUCGGAACCGCCUUGGGACUUUCGCUUGCGUGGAACCGUGAUGAUCCAUCCGUACCUGAAAGAUUUGACACUUGUGGGGGCCAAUGUUUCAGGCCUGGCAGACUCGCUCAUGGCUUCAGCUCGAUCAACAUCACUCGAAAACUUGAGUUUGUUUGGCUGUGAUGCGGCGCUUAGAGGGAUCCAUGACCUGUUGUCGCUGCCCCGAGCCUUGAAGCACUUCACCUAUAAAGGGGCCCCUUGGACGCAUAGACCAUACAAUGUUAUGGAGGACAGGCAGAAAUGCAUUGACGCCAUGAAGGUUCAGGCUCAUUCACUUCUUACCCUUGACCUGGACUUUUAUCCAGGGGUAUGGGAUAAUCCAGCGCUAGACUUUCGUGCUUUCCGCUGCCUGGAACAACUUACUGUUGAUCCAAGAGCCUUGAGAGGCGACGGAAAGUUUGACCCUAAGAACAACAACGAAGCCUGCCUGUGGAAAAGUAGGGAGUUAGAAUGCCAGCUCCCUUCCAGCAUCAAACAUCUGGUGUUCUUCGAAUACCACGAACAGAGCACUCCCGACCUGUAUACUUUACCGCUGGUCUACAACUGGAUCUCACGGGGGAGCUUGCUUAAUCUGGAAACCGUCACCGUCCAGUCCGCCAGGUCAUCCGAGGACGCGAUAUUGAACAGCCCGUUCGGGGAUAACAGCAGACGGUCAGUGGGUCAAGCGUUCCAGGAAGUCGGAGUGCAACUGCGGGUUGAGCGUGUGCUUGACAGCACCAAGGCUGGGUAUCAGCUCUUCGACUGUAGUAGUUGUGGGGUGAGUUGGCGGAUUCGGGGAAUUCAUUUCCUUUGAGGAGUUCUGUUAUUACUCGCUCAGAAGGCUAUGAAGGAGGCGCGAUGUACAAAUUCCGAAAGCCUGUUUCUAGCACUGUAAACGGAUGUCAG